Molecule: messenger RNA, 2312 nt
Organism: Purpureocillium takamizusanense
Lineage: Eukaryota; Fungi; Ascomycota; Sordariomycetes; Hypocreales; Ophiocordycipitaceae
Exons: 1
Coding region: 501-1955 (484 amino acids)
Source: RefSeq, a predicted model, not a curated record
GGGAGACAAGGUUGGAGGAAUUUAGACACUGCGGCAUCUCUCGUCGCCCUGUCCCAGGUACCGAGGCAUCAAGAGGCUUCUCAUGGACCGGAAACACGGCAAGAGCUGGUCCUAGGCUCUGCAACCGAAUCAAUAACGGCUCUCAACGCCUCAACAAUCGCUCUUUGAGCGCGGCGUCAUGGGCAUCCCCCAUCUCGCGGCUACCCUGGAGCCAUACGGCGUUGUCCGCCCUCUUCGAGAUGAGGCCGUCGUCAUCGACGGGCCUGCUCUAGCGUAUCAUAUACUGCACGAAUGCAGACUGAACGGAUACCUCCAGCCAUCUUAUCGGCUUCUUGGGGAGACGGCCAUCGCGUGGCUAGACGAAGUGUCCCGCCAGCGGAUCGACGUGUAAUUCACCGCCAUGCACCUCAUGUACGACUGAUGCAGGGGCUGACAGGGCGCACCUCAGUCAGGCAAUAUACUUCGAUGGGCACUUGCCGUUGGCGAAACGCCGUGUCCGCAUGGAGAGGCUGUUGAGGAGCACCACGCAGAUUGCUCAUCUGCGCUCGAGCAAUCCUCAGGGCUGUCCGGUACGGCAACUCGCCUGCGGACAUGAAUUCGGAAGCGCCGACAUGUUCGCCAAAGGGGCCGUUGCAUCUCGAUCCUUUGCAGAUCCCGCCUUCCUUGUACCGGCCGUCAUUGAAGCCCUGAAGUCAAGUGUACAGUACCGGCAACGAGUCCUCAUGGUGCCCGGCGAGGCGGAUACUUUUUGCGCAAGACAUGCCUUAUCGAAUGGCGGUGUUGUUCUGACAUCGGACUCGGACUUGCUGGUGCACGAAGUUGGCGACGCCGAGGUUGUCUUCUUUCGUGACAUCCAGAGGCAAGUCGACUCCACCAUCAUGGUUUGCAGCUAUGGGCCCAAGCGUAUCUGCGAGCAACUCGGACAGUCACCAACGGACGGCCUCGUACGGCUGGCUUAUGAGCAGAAACGCUUACAGCACGCAUCAUUGGCGCAGAUACUUCAGGCUUGCUCGUCGCCUCCGUUACACGAGAAGGAGUAUGCAGAGUUCUGCGAGGACUACCGGAGCUCCGACAUCAGUCAAAUUCCGCUGCCUUGUGGCCAUGGCCCGCUCGAGAACGGUAGCCUUGAUCCGAGACUGGCUGAGCUUGCCAUUCAGCUUCAGUCAACCUCGAUCGCCACAAGCCACGCCCACAUGUUCCUCCCGGUGCUUACAGAGGACCCUACUCGAGGCAAUGCGUGGGAGCACAGUACCAGCGUGCGACAGCUGGCGUACUCGCUGCUGAUCGGCCCUGAUCCUACUGUCUCGGUGUUGGAAUUCAGACGAAUCCAAAGCGCGACGCAAAAGGGUAGACGUGUUGAACUAGAUGGUCCUGACCUUCAAGGCUAUGCCAUUGAGCUCUUGGCCCCCUUGCACAAGGUGUCCGCAAUUGUUCCGGGACACAACUCACGAUUCUGGUUACUGGCCUGCCUGGUCCUUGAUGUGAUCGAAUGCCAGAAGAGAGACAAGGGAUCGCUUGCAUGGAGCAUCUUUCAGCAGCCCGCGAAGUCACCCGCUGCCAACCGCAGCAGAAUUUCUUGGGACACUGUGCACGCUGUGGCCCAGCUGCAAGCCAUGUGCUACUCUCUGCGCUUGCUUCGCCAGGCGUUGUCGGUCUGCUCUAAAGUCCCGGCAAACAUCAAGCCCCUACAACAAUACCUAGAACAGUUGCCUGAACUGAACGAUUUUCCGGACGUCGACAGCUUCAAUGACGGCGCCCGGAAGCUAUCGGAGUAUAAUGGUCUUGUCGUGAGUCUUGAACAAUGCCUCGGGUCGCAAAAGCUGCGCCAGAAUAAAACAGACCACGGUAUCAACGCCACAGCUAGUGGUGUUGGUAAGCCUGCCAACCAAGCUCUACCAACAGAGCCCGGCCACUCGAUAAGGCGAAACAUGUUUGACGUUUUGUCCCUAGAGUAGGUCGCGUGAUGGCUAUGAUCAACGUGGAAAACGCUCGGCUGCACUUAAGCACACACGACACGAGCAUGUGGGGGGUAGGCUAACGCGAAAGAUGAUCGGGGGCAAGGUUUUGUCGCGUGUAUGAGUUGGCCGCGGCACCUGUGUGCAUCACAAGAUGCUGGUUAAGUCUUGGUUUUCUUUACACUAUUGUACAGGGGUCUAAGUUUGCUGGGGCCCAUGAAUUUCGUCCAGGAGGCGAGAGAGCGAGCCUGGGCUGUCUUGGUCAUCCUUGACAUCUUGCAAGAUGUCCUCGUGUGGAAUUCCACCGUCCGCGGUGCGAAUGAUUCUCCAAGCGCGUCGGAAUUCAUCACGUAUGGA